AGCGCCGCAGCCGCCCGCAGCUCAGCAGCCCGCCCGGGCCGCGCCCGCCCGCCCGCCAUGGUGUCAUGGAUCAUCUCCAGGCUGGUGGUCCUUAUAUUUGGCACCCUUUACCCUGCAUAUUAUUCCUACAAAGCUGUGAAGUCGAAGGACAUUAAAGAAUAUGUCAAAUGGAUGAUGUACUGGAUUAUAUUUGCACUUUUCACCACAGCAGAGACAUUCACCGACAUCUUCCUUUGUUGGUUUCCAUUCUAUUAUGAACUAAAAAUAGCGUUUGUAGCCUGGCUGCUGUCUCCCUACACAAAAGGCUCCAGCCUCCUGUACAGGAAGUUUGUACAUCCCACGCUGUCUUCAAAAGAAAAGGAAAUCGAUGAUUGCCUGGUCCAAGCAAAAGACCGAAGUUACGAUGCCCUUGUGCACUAUGGGAAGCGGGGCUUGAACGUGGCGGCCACAGCAGCAGUGAUGGCUGCUUCCAAGGUGGCUCGACUCUUGCAUUUUGUCUCCUCUUUGGACCUCAGAGAAGGGCAGGUAACCCCGUGGAGAGGCGUGACUAACUCCAAACUGAUCCAGUCGGGUAGAGCGGCCAGCAGCCACCUCUGCCCACCAGCACAUGGUCUGGAUCCGAGCCAGGUGUCUCUCCUUCCAACACCUGCGUGUGGACAAGGUGCCUUGUCGGAGAGACUCCGGAGCUUCAGCAUGCAGGACCUCAGCACCAUCAGGGGAGACGGCGCCCCUGCUCCCUCGGGCCCCCCACCACCGGGGUCUGGGCGGGCCAGCGGCAAGCAUGGCCAGCCUAAGAUGUCCAGGAGUGCUUCUGAGAGCGCUGGCAGCUCAGUAUGUACCUGCUGCUCCAGCUGCAGGACCUGGAAAGUGGUUGAGGGAGAUGUGAAUGAGGGUGGUGUGAAGGCAUGGGAGCCCCACCAGGUCCAAAACCCAUUGGCGUUUUCUGAUGAGGAGGAAGAGGAGGAAGACCUGCUGGAUUUCAUGUACAAGUAUAAGGCCCCUCGAAAGACGGAGUUCCCCCUGGAGGCACCGCCUAGAAUCCUUCGAUCUCGCUUCAGGAAGAAAAGUACCUCAUCCUUGGCCACUGAAACCACGUGAGUGAGAUGAGCCAACAGCAACGGAUCCACAGAAUGUUUGUUCUCUGCCUUAAAGAGCUACUCACUAAUAACAUAGAAAUCCGCAAGCUGGUGUGCUUUGUGUGUGCAACCUCACAGACACGGCCUUUUCUCUCUCCCCUCUUCCAAGAUUUUUUCCCCCUUCUCUUUAUUUUGCUGGGGAGAGGCUAACGGGAAAGGUAGUGUGUGUGGGGGGUGAUCUUUAAGUCUUCUGAGGUUAACACUUUUCCAGUUGGGUUGUCAUUAGACAGCAGUGUGUUUUUAGCACGGUAAGAGGAUCCCCCCUACACACUUCUGAGAUGUACAUUUGUAAUUUAUUUGUUGCAUACUUUGUUUUUAGUCCUGUAAAUGCAAACAAAGCAAUUUUUUAAAACUUUUUUUGUUCUUGGUACUAAUACUUUGGACUACAAUGUACAUACUUAUGGCUUUUGGCUUAAACUAAUGGACUCGCAAGGGCUGCCAGAGGUUCUGAUAUGUAAGACAACUGCAAAAACAGAAGUGUAAAAAAUUUUUUGAUUCUAGAGAAUGUCUCAGACGUGCUUAUAAAGCUUCCAAAUACAACUCCAGUAAAACAUCCCUUUUCCUGCAGGAUGAUGGUCCAUGUCUUCAGACAGUUGUUUAGUCAAUAUACAGAAAAGUUUAGAAUGAAGAAAAACAGUAUUUUAGUGACAGAGAGGAGUGUAAUAAGGUCAGGAGAACAGUCUAGAAUAAGAGAAGAGUCACGGAAAGCUUGUCUCCCUUUUGGAUUCAGGAUUAGGAGCCUCUGAAUCCUUUGGGAGAUUUACCAUUGCCUGAGGCAGGUGGUCACCCUUGAUGAAACUUCUUGGGGGAUGUGGACUCAGCAGUUGUGAGGAGUCAUUUGAGUGCUUCAGAAGUGCUUGCCGAAUGACUAUUUCUCCUUCAUGGUAACCAGUGCUGUGAUUUUUCUCAAGGUGGAGGAGCCUACAGUCUGAGCACCUUGGUUUAGAGAACACUAAGCAAACACCAACCCAUCAACCAAAACAAAACCAAACCUAGGACUGUGCUUUUUUUCAGAUGUGCUAUAAAAUACAUCUGAGACACAUGUGUAACAAUCAAAACGCUGGGUUCUAGGAAGGUUUCAGAGAUUGAGAUCUUUAAGGAUAUGACUUGCUGCUCAGCUCCAUGGGCAGCUGUGGCUCACGCCCUCCUGUUCCCUUCCUGGCUUGUGCAGAAUGUGAACAAGAGAGAAGUCGCAAGCUCACAGGCACUCCAGGUCUUAAGUGACAUUGUAUACAAGCCCAGAUCAGUUAGUAGGAGAAUCAAGCACUAUCUGAGGGGACUCCCUGCGUAGAUUGAGAAUUUUAUCUGAAAAGACAAAUCUGGUUUAAAUAGCAUUUGGGUCCGAGGUAGCUGCUCUCUCCUUGUAGAGUUGAGCCUAAAUGUAGGACUCGUAUUUUUGUGCUUAGAGUUGGUGUUUUCUUUCAGUGUAAUGCAUGCAGUGGUCACAACCCAGUUACUUAUAAUACUUGGAUUGUGUUUGUUCAUAGAUAUGCCCUGAAGACUAGAGAGUUAGUGUUACGUACCACGUAGAACUUACUGUCAACCAGCUGUAAACAGGCCCAGUUAGACUGUUCCAUUACUGAGCUACACAAACAUACACCGGUGGUCUCUGCUGAUGACAUGUUGGCUGGAUCUUAGCCACUUCAGAAAGGGUUUUACUUGAAGUUGAUUGUUACUAGAUAUGCAUAAUUAAAUCUCUUCUUCCCCCAAUUCCUCUGAAGGUGACUUUGUAAUUUACAAAAGGAUUUAGGAAAAUAAAUCUAAAAGCAAAUUUGUGGUUCAGAGGGCAAAUAGAGGCUGUGUGUUCGUUGUCUGUGCCCCACACCCACCAAUACCUAAACCCCUUAAGGAAGACAGAAAAUCUGUUUGCUUCAAGCUCACCGAAUGGUUUGAGAGGAAAAAUAUACACUUUAAAACAUAUUUACCUGUUUAGUUGGGAGUACCCAGAAUUAUCAGAAACAAGUGCAGAAAAAACUUAAGCAGCUUUUUAGCAACUUUUUGCCAAAAUAAUAAAUGCCUUUAGCAGCAGAGAUUAAAAUCCU
This is a messenger RNA of Ceratotherium simum simum (southern white rhinoceros), 3178 nucleotides long. NCBI's taxonomy places the organism in Eukaryota, Metazoa, Chordata, Mammalia, Perissodactyla, Rhinocerotidae. The record is from RefSeq and is a predicted model, not a curated record.